GCGGGGGGCGGAGGGACGGAGGGAAGAUGGCGGCCGCGGCCGGAUAUUGGCGCCGCCUCCCCCAAUCCUGGAGCCGGCGCAGAUGAGGCGGGUCGGCUGGGGCCAGCGGCGCUUCGGAACCCGAGCUGGGGGGACGCUGGCGGUGGGGCCUGGCCCUGCUCCAUGCCGGCGCCUCGGCUAGAGUGAGCGGCAACGGCGGCGGCGCCUCUUCGCUCCGGCUCGUUCCCUGUGGCUGUGAGUCCGAGCGGGUGGCGGGCGGCCAGGCGACGGGGUCGGGAUGGAGGACGUUAACUCCAACGUCAACGCGGACCAGGAGGUGCGGAAGCUGCAGGAGCUGGUGAAGAAGCUGGAGAAGCAGAACGAGCAGCUCAGGAGUCGCUCGGGGGCCGUGCAGGGCGCCGGCUCCCUCGGGCCCGGGAGCCCGGUUCGAGCCGGCACGUCCACUCCCUCCUCUGGCUCGGCGUCCCCUCGGGGCUUCCCCUUGGGCCUCAACGUCAAGUCGAGCAGCGGAGCCGGGUCGGGCCCGAGGCGGACGAGUAGCGAGGAGCUGCGGGACGCCACCUCCUUGCUGGCAGCAGGCGAGGGCGGCUUGCUGGACGAGGUGGAGCCGCUGCGGCCGGAGGAGCUGGAGCGCCUGUCAGGCUGGGAGGAGGAGGAGGAGAGCUGGCUGUAUUCAUCACCAAAGAAAAAACUUACACCAAUGCAGAAAUUGGUUAGCCCAUUAGUUUGGUGCAGGCAAGUUUUGGAUUACCCAAGUCCUGAUGUUGAAUGUGCUAAAAAAUCUCUUAUCCACAAACUUGAUCAAACUAUGUCAGCUCUCAAGAGGCAGAAUUUAUAUAAUAAUCCUUUCAACUCCAUGAGUUACACGAGUCCUUAUAGUCCAAAUGCAAGUAGCCCAUACAGUAGUGGUUUCAAUUCUCCGUCCUCAACCCCAGUGCGACCUCCUAUAGUCAAACAGCUAAUACUUCCUGGAAAUUCAGGUAAUUUGAAAAGUUCAUCAGACAGAAAUCCUCCACUCAGUCCUCAAUCCUCUAUAGACAGUGAGUUAAGUGCUUCAGAAUUAGAUGAAGAUUCGAUUGGAUCCAAUUAUAAGCUAAAUGAUGUAACUGAUGUGCAGAUUCUAGCUCGGAUGCAGGAAGAAAGUCUCCGGCAAGAAUAUGCAGCCACCACAUCUCGGCGCAGUUCUGGUUCAUCUUGCAAUUCUACAAGACGGGGUACUUUUAGUGAUCAGGAGCUUGAUGCACAGAGUUUAGAUGAUGAAGAUGACAGUAUGCAUCAUGCAGUAUACCCUGCUGUUAACAGGUUUUCACCAUCACCACGCAAUUCACCUCGACCAUCACCUAAGCAGUCACCCAGAAAUUCACCUCGUUCACGAUCUCCUGCUCGGGGAAUAGAAUAUAGUAGAGUGUCCCCGCAGCCUAUGAUUAGCCGCUUACAGCAACCUCGACUUUCACUUCAAGGCCAUCCCACAGAUUUACAGACAAGCAAUGUGAAAAAUGAAGAAAAACUAAGACGCAGUCUUCCAAACCUGUCCCGAACAUCUAAUACACAAGUUGACUCAGUGAAAAGCAGCAGAAGUGACUCAAAUUUUCAAGUGCCAAAUGGAGGAAUACCUCGCAUGCAACCUCAGGCUUCAUCCAUACCUUCUCCAGGCAAAUUCCGCUCCCCUGCAGCGCCAUCUCCUUUGGCUCUUCGGCAACCAGUAAAAGCAUUUAGUAACCAUGGCUCUGGUUCUCCUGGUAGCCAAGAAACAACACAGCUCACACAGACCACCUCCUCACCUGGGCCUCCAAUGGUUCAGAACACAGUCCCUGCAAAUCCUCCCAGCAAUAUCAACAGCACUACUCUAACCAGACCUGCAGGGACAACCGUGAUGAGAAGCGGCUUGCCCAGACCCAGUGCCCCUUCUGCUGGGGGUAUACCAGUGCCUCGCAGCAAACUUGCACAGCCUGUCCGCAGAUCCUUGCCAGCUCCUAAAACCUACGGUAGCAUGAAAGAUGACAGUUGGAAAGACGGCUGUUAUUGACCAGCAAAGGGAAGAAUGCAGAAGUGCCAGCUUCAUGGACACCCCUUCACCAGGCUGCCACACCACUUGAUGUGCAGACUGUUCACAUAAGACUCUUGGGAUUUGUGAAGUCCCAGCCCUCUCUGUCUUGAUUAGCACAAACCGACAGAGACGACCAAGCAGCACUUUAAUGACAUUUAACAUCAGAUGUGUUUGGUAAUCAUACAAUCACUCUCCAUGGAAUCACUUUUAGUUUUGUUUAACAGAAACUGAGUUGAUUUUUUAAUAUUUGACAGAGGCCAUUAUCUGGGCAAAAAAACUAAUGGAUGCCAAAGAGAAAAUGCCCAUUUGUAAACGAGAGAGUACCUUUGUGCACAAGAAAAUGGUAAAUUCACGCUAUCCAAAACUUCACGUUCAACCUAAUUUACUGUAAAAAUGGUAUCAAUAAAUCUUUGUGUAAUAUUCUGAUUAGUUAUCCAAGCUGUUUCACUGGUGUUUCACUAGUAUUCCCAAGAAACUAGACUGAGAUGGAAAAACCCUGGGCUAGAGAUUUAAAACAUGAUACCUAAAUUUGGGAGAAUUCUGUAAAUAUUUUUGCAGAUCCAUUAGAAAGACAAAAAUGUCAUGCUGUGUUAAGUUUUGGACGUAGCUCACAAGUCAGCACCGCCAGGUAGUGGGACAGUGCAUCCACCAUCGCAUUGGCACAUCGGCCUCUGUGUUUGUUGUGACUGCCAAAGGGCUAUGUGUCAGUUGUACAAUCUUUCCACACUUCAUAGCUCCUGGCUCAGGAAAGUUCGCCUUUGCUGUUGAAGCCAGCUUCUCCACAUGCUGUUUUCUGUCACAGAACUAAGAGAUCUUAUUUCUAUUCGCAGGUUUCCACGAUGGGAAAGAGCAAGUAGCAUGUGUCUUUAUUCUUGAUAUAAAUAACACCACCUCAGUGCUUACAACCUGGAACAAAACCAUACAGUGAGAGAGAGGGAGAAAAUCUAUGCACUUAACUUAUAAAAUCUCUGGAAAUGACAGUUGUACUGUCGCUUUUAAAUGACACAACGGUCUAUCAUGUGGUAGGAGAGUAGCCUGCUGAAUCCUACCUAAGUUGAUCCACUUUAGACUGAGUAACUGUAUAAAAUGUCCUUUGAAAAUACUGUCCCUUUUGACUUUGAUUCUGCCUUACAUCAAUUUUUGCAUUUUUUGUAACAAAUAAAACCCAGUACAUGUGACUCUAACCCUUAAAUACUAGCUCUGUAAUGGGCCCUGUGUAUACCCUGGGAAUCACUUAUUUCAGUUUUUUUAGACUUUUACCAAACUAAAAUGUCUUUCUACAGCUCACUCCUCAUUUUUCAUGGUGAGAGGUCUAUGUUUAAGUAUUUGAUUUGAACAGCUCUGAAAUAUUGGCAAUCAAGUCACCUAAAGGAUUUUAGAGCUUUGAACAUAAGUUUAUUUCCUGUUAGUCAAAGACAUUCUGUAAGUUGGCAAAAGAAAUUGAGAAAUGGGAAGCUUGAUAUUCAGGAUAGCAUUGAGGUUGACAUGUUGAGAGACCCCUGUUCUGCCGUGACUGACACCAUGGUAGUCUGGAUUAAUUUACUGGUAGGGAGUCAUUCCGUUAGCACAAGCAGCUGCAGAUUUACACCGCCAGUGCUAAUGUAUUUCGGCAUAUAAUGCAAGAAAUAUUGUCAUUGAAUUUGAGGGUAGUGUGGGUGGGUCAGGAAAGAUGGCACCAGAAUUCCACAUAAUGAUGAACUAAAAAAUGUUGCUUUUUAGAGAAGAGAAGAUUUGCUUCGGGUGUGUGGGGGGAAAUCCCAUGUAAAAAUCUAAGUAAAAGAACAAGCCCACUGUCUCUUUAAAACCACACAUACAGAAAACAAAAUAGGUCUCAGUUUUCAGAGCAACAUUGCAAAAGGUAUAUAUAUAUAUAUGCUGCAAUCUAAUAAUUAAGAGGAAUUUUAACUAUUAUGAAACACCCAUUACAUUUUUAAGUUAGAUUAUCGGUUUCCAAAGGAGUAUUCAGGUUAUUUAACUUUGUUUUUAAAAGGCUGCAUCAGAAAAAAAAAAAAAAUGUCUAUUUUUUUUUAAUUAAAAUAUUUCAUCACUUGUUAAAAAUGUAUUUGGAUUUGAGUUGGGUAAAGCAUUAUUUUACCUGCUGUUGUACUACCACAGACUAUUGACUUUUGGUCUCCUAAAGAGAAAAAUUGCCUUUUUACUAGAAAACCUUUGUGUAUUGCCAAUUUUUCUAUUUGGGGAAAAUCCAAGGAUUACUGUGGUUAGUCUUACAGGAGAAAUGUGGAUUUGAUAAACUAGUGCCUAUGAUUUUAACUUAUGUUUGAUAUAUAGUAGUUAGGGUUUUAUGAAUGUUGAUAAUUUUUUUUGUGUGCCAACAACCCAGAUUUGUCACUUUUAUGUAAGCAGAAAGCUAUGAGCUCUGCUUCUGAAGUUAUUUAAUUUUCUUGGUGUUUGAAUGUUAUUUUUUUGUGUGUUAAUAAAAGUGUAAAGAAUUGGAAAAAAUAUAAAUAUUCUUAAUUCAAGCAUUUGCUGAAUCAUUUUUCUACAAAACUUGUUUGUAAUAUAAAGUACUCUCUGAAGAGUUGACUUUUUUCAGUUUUCAUACCUUGAAAAAUCACAUUUUGUAAAACUGGGGACCAUUCAUAAUUGUCAGAUACUUUUUAAAAUUGUUAUCUCAGUACAUCACUUUUAUAAAAAAAGUUUUUUUCAAAGGAAAUUAGAUACAUAUGUCCCCAGAUAUUUGUAUAACUCUAGAGUGAUCUAGACUGUGUAUAUUUAAAUUAACUUUUUAUUGAAUGUACAGGCAUCAGUUUUUGACAUUACGCAUGGUCCUUUGAGAUCCCAUGAACUUUGAUUUGCAAACAUUUCUAUAGCCGAACUUGUAUGUGUGGUUGCCUCCUUAAUAAACAGCCUGACCAUAAUGUUUAUUAUUAAAUUUAUAUUUGUUUUUCAA
Messenger RNA from Molossus molossus (Pallas's mastiff bat), 4958 nucleotides. It is a transcript of the gene SLAIN2, whose product is annotated as SLAIN motif family member 2. NCBI's taxonomy places the organism in Eukaryota, Metazoa, Chordata, Mammalia, Chiroptera, Molossidae. The transcript is spliced from 8 exons. Gene Ontology annotation, cellular component: microtubule plus-end. Gene Ontology annotation, biological process: cytoplasmic microtubule organization; positive regulation of microtubule polymerization; microtubule nucleation. The coding region runs from base 278 to 2026 and encodes 582 amino acids. The record is from RefSeq and is a predicted model, not a curated record.